Suillus paluster is the source of this 2772-nucleotide messenger RNA. RefSeq lists its product as uncharacterized. The transcript is spliced from 13 exons. The record is from RefSeq and is a predicted model, not a curated record. The coding region runs from base 1 to 2772 and encodes 923 amino acids. Lineage: Eukaryota; Fungi; Basidiomycota; Agaricomycetes; Boletales; Suillaceae.
AUGGCCAAGACCAACAAACGACGAACUGAGCUCGAGCGAUACUGCCAGGCAUUCUAUGCUCACAACAAGGCUGCUGAGUGGGCAGCACGUCGUCUGGAAAAUGAUACCCUGCAAGAGAAUUGUGACGAGCACCAGCACAGACAUGCUAGCUUUGAGCAGAGCUUGAACAGUUGCCUUUCAGUGUCCACUGCAUAUUACACAGUGUCCGAUCCAUCCAAACAACCCCAGGAAGGAGACACAGUAGACAACACUUUGAUUGAGGAGUUUGAUUUUUCAGAUAUCCAAGCUGACCACUAUUUCAAUGACAAUUCUGAGGAACCGAUCACACGGAAACGGACAGCAGGGUUCAUUCGCCUUGAGGGCCGCGGAAGACACACUCAAGAUAGCUGCUUCUGUGGCAGUGAUGAACCAUCCCUGUAUAGAUGCAAGGACUGUCACGGUGUUGAACUAGUGUGCCACCAGUGUGUCCUAUACAUCCAUCAGUGGCAACGGUGUCACUGUAUCAAACAUUGGAAUAGAAGUUUUUUUCAAAAGACAUCACUUAAAUCCCUUGGGCUAUGCAUUCAGCUUGGACACCACAUUGUGAAUGAUUUUGUCAUCAUUGACGUCAAUGGUGUUCAUGCCAUUGGGCUUGAUUUCUGUGGUUGCCAAACUGCUCAAGUCCAUGUCACUCAACUUCUCCAAGUCCAUUUAUUCCCUGCAACAACAGUCAAACCUAAGACCGCCGCAACAUUCCGCGCACUUGAACACUUUCAGAUCCUGUCCUUCGAAUCAAAAGUGUCUGCCUUCGAGUUUUAUCAGAUGGUGGACCAUUAUGAAGCUUUCCUCCGCAUGAUACGAGAAUGGCGCUUUUUGAAGCAAGUCAAACAGUCCGGCCAGGGCCAUCAUCCUGGAUCCAUUGCUGCUAUGGAGCCUGGUUCCUGUGCGGUUACAUGUCCUGCUUGCCCCCAUCCCGGAAAAAACUUACCAGAUGGAUGGGAAAAUGCUCCACCUGAGUCAAGGUUCUUGUAUGCGCUCUUCCUUGUGAUUGAUGCAAAUUUUCGACUUGCUCGGCGGAAUGUCUCCUCAGACGCUGUUGAUCCUGGACUCAACCACGGCUAUUCAUUUUUUGUCAAGGAGACGAAAAGUACAUGUUCAAGUCACAAUGCAAUCAAUCUGGCUGAUACCAAGGCGUCACGUGGUCUCGCAGCGACCGGCGCUGGCACAAUAGAUUGUGCACAACACAAUUUCAAGCGCCCAAACUCGGUUGCAUUCAGAUUGUCCGUAUUGUAUUUGCUUUUAACAUAUUCACAGACAGCAUCAAUGCUCCAGGUGAUCAACAUAUCCUACGACAUUGCAUGCCAAUGGAGCAAGAACCUCUGGACUCACAUGUCCGCAUUCCCUCAGCAGUAUCACCUGGAUCACGACACGAAAACCAUAACAUUUCUAGGGGUCGGAAGAACCGACGGUGAAGCCCUGGAACGCGGAUGGGCCAACAUUAAUCCCAUUGCAACUAGCACUCGUGAGAUGGGUCCUGGUUCAAGGCGCGACACCCUCAAUGACCAUUUCAAUGGCUGGAACUGGAAGAAAGUGUGCUUGAUGGGUAAAAUUCUUGCCCGUAAGCUCAAGGCUGCCUUACUGGAGGUUCUCGAGCGCAGGUGUGACUUAAACAACUUUGAGGCUGCACUCAAUUCCAGCCAGUUAGCUUGCUGGAAGGAGGACAUUGUGGCUUGGGAAGCUGACCAUUCCAAACCAAAUCCCUUCGAACUAAAGGUCACCGCCGUGAGCCAAGCAUCGGUUCGAUUAGCAUCGUCAAAGGCUGAGGCAGACGAUAUAGAACAUGGCACGAGCAUGUCUCUCCAUGAUGAUAUAUCACCUUCGAUGCUCAUUUUGUCUGGGCUAGAUCUCGAAGACCAGCAGCGAUGUCUUGCGUUUGAGGCCAGGAAGAUCGGACAACAUCCCACCAAUGCUCAACAAGUAACGCUGUUGCAACACAUCAACUCCCUUCGUCGAUGCAUUGACACGUGGUCGCAUGUACAACUAUUGUACAUGCUGUGUGUGUCACGACUUCGUUCAUCUGACGACAUUGCUACCAAACAGAAGGUUCACAAAAUCAUUCUAUUCCUCCCAUCUGCGAUACCCUCUAAUUUACCCUGUGAGGAGCGCUUGUUGAAUCACGAAUGGGAUUUGCACGAGGCACAGGCCAACAAUGCGCUGAACAACAUUUGCUGUGUCCUCAACAUGAAAUAUCACCUGUAUAAGUACAAAGACACUUUUAUUCGCGGUCAACGUGCCAACACUCGCACAACUGGAGUAAUCAACAAUGCGGACAAUCUGAUUGAUGCCCUCGCUGCCAAAUACAACGCAGUGCACAAUGCACUUGUCAAGCUAGCGCCAAGGUUGCACAAGGAUGACAACUGGCUACUCACUUUCAAGCCGCUCAAUUGUGCAAAAGAUGCUGUCCUGCUGAGACAAGACAAUGGGGCAACAGUCAGCCAGCAAACAGUGUCCUGGAUCUGGAAGACACAUGGAGUGUCCGAUAACACAGAGUAUGGCUUACAGGACUCACAUCGAUGGGAAGAAGCGGUGCAGCCAGUGUGUGAAGAAAUGAGGUGUGUGCUUGCUUUCUUUGAGUGGCAGGCUGUUUGGUGGGACAUGCAGGGUUCACGUCGCACUUUUGGGUCACCAGAGAUAGCAGAAGGUGCAGUUGCAUAUGCGCAUUGGCAGGCUUCACUGCAACGGAGCCUGGCUUUUCAUUUUAGGUCUAUAUGGGGGGCUAUUCCAUCGUCUUAA